UGUGUGCGCGCGCCGCGGGCGGGCCAGUGAAGCCGGCGGCCCUGGCACGUGAUACGGGAGCGGCUCGGUCGCUUGGUGGCUUGAUCUGUCUGUCCGUCCGCGGGUGCCAUCAUGGCGGACGCAGCCAGUCAGGUGCUCCUGGGUUCCGGCCUCACCAUCCUGUCCCAGCCGCUCAUGUACGUGAAGGUGCUCAUCCAGGUGGGAUAUGAGCCUCUUCCUCCAACAAUAGGACGAAAUAUUUUUGGGCGGCAAGUAUGUCAGCUUCCUGGUCUGUUUUGUUAUGCUCAGCACAUCGCCAGCAUUGACGGGAAGCGUGGGUUGUUCACAGGCUUAACUCCAAGACUGUGCUCAGGAGUCCUUGGGACCGUGGUCCAUGGUAAAGUUUUACAGCAUUACCAGGAAUGUGACAAGGUUGAGGAUUUAGGCCCUGGGAAUGUACAAAAAGAGGUCACACCUUCCUUCGACCAAGUUAUCAAAGAGACAACUCGAGAGAUGAUGGCUCGUUCUGCUGCUACCCUCAUCACACAUCCCUUCCACGUGAUCACUCUGAGAUCUAUGGUACAGUUCAUCGGCAGAGAAUCCAAGUACUGUGGACUUUAUGACUCCAUAGUAACCAUCUAUCGUGAGGAAGGCAUCCUAGGAUUUUUUGCGGGUCUUAUUCCUCGCCUCCUAGGUGACAUCAUUUCUUUGUGGCUCUGUAACUCACUGGCCUACCUCGUCAAUACCUAUGCACUGGACAGUGGGGUUUCCACCAUGAGUGAAAUGAAGAGUUAUUCCCAAGCUGUCACAGGAUUUUUUGCCAGUAUGUUGACCUAUCCCUUUGUGCUUGUCUCUAAUCUUAUGGCUGUCAACAACUGUGGGCUUGCUGGUGGAUGCCCUCCCUACUCCCCAAUAUAUACUUCCUGGAUAGAUUGCUGGUGCAUGCUGCAGAAGGAGGGAAAUAUGAGCCGAGGAAAUAGCUUGUUUUUCCGGAAGGUCCCCUUUGGGAAGACUUAUUGUUGUGACCUGAGAAUGUUAACUUGAAGAUGUGGGGCAGGGACAGUGACAUUUCUAUAGUCCCAGAUGCACAGAAUUAUGGGAGAGAACAUUGAUUUCUAUACAGUGUGGCGCGCUUUUUUAAUAAUCAAUCUUGGGAAAAUGGA
Messenger RNA from Acinonyx jubatus (cheetah), 1142 nucleotides. It is a transcript of the gene MTCH2, whose product is annotated as mitochondrial carrier 2. Gene Ontology annotation, biological process: positive regulation of apoptotic process. The transcript has 13 exons. Gene Ontology annotation, cellular component: membrane; mitochondrion. NCBI's taxonomy places the organism in Eukaryota, Metazoa, Chordata, Mammalia, Carnivora, Felidae. The record is from RefSeq and is a predicted model, not a curated record. The coding region runs from base 112 to 1023 and encodes 303 amino acids.